Messenger RNA from Histoplasma mississippiense, 2535 nucleotides. RefSeq lists its product with no specific name. The record is from RefSeq and is a predicted model, not a curated record. NCBI's taxonomy places the organism in Eukaryota, Fungi, Ascomycota, Eurotiomycetes, Onygenales, Ajellomycetaceae. The transcript has 3 exons. The coding region runs from base 1 to 2535 and encodes 844 amino acids. Gene Ontology annotation, cellular component: cell septum; cytoplasm. Gene Ontology annotation, biological process: positive regulation of G2/M transition of mitotic cell cycle; establishment of cell polarity.
AUGAUGCAGGCCUCGACUUCAUCUUAUGAGUAUAAUGAAGGAUACGCUCCCCGUCGGGGCCACGCUUCACAAUUUUCUAUCAGCGACGAUAGCCAACAUGUUACGGAAACCAUUGGCUACAUGUAUGGCGAUGAUUACGACAAAAGGGAUUCGAAGCGACUAAGCUACAACCCCUCCUCCAUGGCCGAAACUCUUUCUGUUACCUCCCCGCAUCGCGAAAAUCCCCCACAGUCGUCUGAUUCGAACAAUAACCAACGCUCGCUUCCUAUCAGGACCAGUUCAAUCGACAGGUCGACUACAAAUGGCCCUGGUCGCCAGUCGACGACGGAGCCGGGCUCAAGUGAUCGAGAUAUUACAGGCCAACGCUCGCCCGUCCUAACCCGCUCUCCCUCGACAGCCACCUCGAAAUCUAUUCCACUCAAUGACCUAGACUAUGACUCAAACCCUGCUGCUGCUGUUGCCCAGGAACUCACGAACCUCGCCGCUCUUCGCAGAAUGUCAAUGGAUGUGGGGGCCGCCGACCCGGAUCUCCCAUUGUUCGGCUCUAAUUUCGGUGUCCCCCCAAUUCCCCCUUCUGGCCAGUCUGAUGAUGAUGCAUCGCAGUUGUUUUGGGUCCCCGCGCGCCUGCACCCAGGGCUAGCCCCCAAAGAGUUCAAGAGUUUUCUUAAUGGCAAAGCAGAGCAGAUAAAGCGGAGGUCAGGAGAACUUAAAAUGACCGAUUCCGGACUACAGGUGCAAGGGUCGGCUGGAGGGCUGCGACGGAAGAAAUCCAUGUUGUCCAGACAAAUAGAUACCUCGGGCUCGGAACGGCAAAAUGAAGUAGAUCAGCUUGAGGCAGUAUCGGAGGAGGCUUCUAUCGGGCAGAGGCGAGGGGAAGAUUCAAUGGCUGACGAUCGACCCAUAUUACCUGCUGCGCCCCCUGGCCACAGCCUUCGGAGAUCGACCCGGACAACCUAUCGUAGAGGGAGUUUUAAAACAGGAGAACGGAUCCCGUACUCGAGGCGCGCACUGAGACAAUCCGAUCCUGACGCUGAAGCUGCCACUCGACGGUCACCUCAAUCAGGUGAAGAAGAGCCCCCUAUUCUGGGACUAACUAGAGUUUCGACGGAUCCAACACAUGGAAACGCAUCGAGCUCUUCAAGGUCAACCACCCGGUCUCAACCCAACCUUUCUACUAGCGACCUCUCCAGUUCACCAGAAUUUAGUUCGGAUAAUUUAUCCUCGGGCAAUUCGACCUCGAAUUCACAGACACGGCCAUCAUUAAGUCUUAACGGCGUCUCAAGUUUAGAGACAUCCACGACAUCCCAGAACCUCCAUCAAAUCAUACAACCCCCACCAGCAGUCGUGAAAGAAUCUCCAGCUACCGUCACUGUCUCCGUACCAAACCACAUUCCCGUACGGAAAUCUUCGCACGACCCACCCCCUUCUCAACCUCCACAAGUACCCCUCCCUCCAGAGCCAAUUGGAAGCAGGGCCUCCAAAAGAGCCGGAAUUAUUCGGCCGGCAAAAGAAAGUCCCCAGACAAUUGACGACAUUGCUUCCCACCCAUCAGCGCUUCCCGGUAACAACACACGAACGGAUACGCUCUCAUUCAUCCCGACAUCAACGGACAGCUCUUAUAGGAGGUCGGAUUCGAAGAAGGGGAAAGAUAAAAAGGAUGGAGAUGGUGGCCGAAAAUCAAGUUGGACUUGGCUCCGAGGAUCGGAGGAAAAAGAUAAGGACAAGAAAAAAGAGGACGAGUCCAAAAAAUCUAAGGGAAGAAUGCCCAAAAUAACCGAGAAGAUGCACGACAACACCCGCCUAGAUCUUUUGCAGGCAUCUAUCGACGGGACUCAAAGAGGUAGAGAGAGCAUCGUUGUCGACCGUGCGGAGGUUAGAUUAGAAGACGAACGCAGGAAAGAUACUGCAAAGAGAGCCGCUGGUAGUGAGUCAAAGAAGGAGAAAGAACCAAGCCUAUUCUCUUCUAUAUUUGGUAGCAAGAAGAAGGGAAGUCUUGACCACAGCCAAAAGAAACAUUCGUCGAGGGCACUUUCACCCGAGCCGCUACGACGGGAGCUCAAACCCGAUAUCGAUUACAACUGGACCAGGUUUCCAAUUUCCAAGGAAAGGGAAAUCUACCGCUAUGCUCAUUGGAAACUCGCAGAACCAAAACGCGCGCUACAUUCGCAAGUUCUGCUAAGUAAUUUCAUGUAUUCAUAUCUCGCCAAGGUACAACAGAUGCAUCCUACAUUAAGUAUCUCUGCUCCACAAGCUCAACAUCGGAAGAGAGAGCAUUCACAGUCCGAGGACCAUUCCCAACAACACCGACAUCAAAGCCGGGAGCAUGAUCAUUACAACAAUGGACCGUACUAUAACGAAUCCCAUUAUGACUAUGAUGGCGAUGGCCGAGAUGAUCAGCAAUGGUCCCCAUCUGGAGGACGUGGGCACUCUCAAAAUGGCUCCGCGCACGGAUCGAACCAUCGGCCGCAAUAUGGAACGUCGCGAUCCUCGUUUGGUGACGAGGCACAACUUGACGAUGAUGAUGACAUGUGGUGA